UUAUGUUGUUUUCGUUUUUUUGUGUUUUUUUUUGGUUUUGUUUUUUUUUGGUUUUCUGUUUUCUGGAGCAGCAUAUGUGAUCUCAUGUUUUAUAACACUUUGUUACAACUUUAACGAAAAUUACAUUGUUUUCUUUUUGUUUUUGUAAGAAAGCAAAGAAAUUUUUUUGCAAAUAUAAUAUUAUAAAACAAAGUGAUCUUCAGCUUGUACAUGCGCUUAUUUAAUAAAAGAUUUGCUUACGAUUAUCUUCAAUAUGUGCGUGUAUAGUGGCAUAUAUAUACAUAUAUGUACGUAGAUAGAUGUGUGUGUGUAUAUAUGUGUAUGUAAAUAAUUGAUAAGCUUACUGAAGUGAAUAUUUUAUGCGAAUAUUGCAUUCAGGGCCCACAUUUAUCUUCUGCAAAAGGAAUAAUUAAAUAGGAAAAAAAAAAAAAUAAGAAAAAUUAAAAUUUAAUUCGAAAUGGAAACAAUCAUACUUUCCUCCACAUAGUAUCGAACGUCGUGUGUACGAAUACAAACUUAAAAACGAAGAACUCGUGCAAAUUUAACACAAGUGUAAGCGAAAAGUGUUAAUAAAAAGAAAAAACUUUCGAAAUUGAAAAUAAAAAAAAAAAAAAAAAAAACGAAAAUUUAUUGCAUGUGUGCUUAGAUUAUUACGGCUCAACUUGUAAGCCCUUCAACGAAAAAGUGUAGACAAAGGAGAAAAGCAGUUGUUAGUUAUCUUAUCUAGUCCCUCUAAUUAUUUUCAUUUUUAUUUUAAUUUGUUUUUUUUUUUUUUUUUGGUGUUCUUUAAAAGCAACAACAACAACAAUCGAUCUUUAGGGCAAAAGUUGUUUGUUUCAGCCGAAGUGAAAAAGUUGAUUUGCGCGUGUGUUUCCAUUUUCAAUAAUAAAGCUUUUGAAUGGUUUCUGAGGACGGUAAUUGGAACAGUAGUGAUACCAUGUCCGAUGCGGACAUGCACGAUUCAAAGAAUGAUGUAUGCGGCGGCGCAUCCAGUUCAAGCGGCAGUUCGAGUACGCCGCGUACUAAGCCCAAUUGCGCGCGCUGUCACAAUCAUGGUGUAAAGAUCAAAUUAAAAGGUCAUAAACGCUAUUGCAAAUAUCGUUUUUGUGAUUGUGAGAAAUGCCGGUUAACGGCCGAUCGUCAACGUGUUAUGGCAUUGCAAACAGCUUUACGGCGGGCGCAACAACAAGACGAGCAACGGCGUUUGGAAAUGCAUGAAGUGCCACCGGUUGUGCAUCCGCCUACGGCUUUAUUAAAUCAUCAUCAUCAUCAUUUACAAAAUUUGAAUCAACAGUUACACCAUCACCAUCAUCAUCCACAUUUAGUGGAUCCGACAUCGAUAGCUGCGGUAACUGGUAUGGGAUUGAUGCCUGUUCAUCAUGCUGCCGCGGCUGCGGCUGCGACAAUUUCUACAAUACGCUCACCGCCACAUAAUGAGCAUAACGGUGCUGGCAACAAUUCAGCAAGCAGUAGUGGUGGUGGUGGCGGUGGCGGUGGCGGUGGUGGUGGUGGUACUACCUCAUCCGGUAGUGCUGUCAACUCGCUAAGAGUUAGCAGCUCUAUCGUAACUGCUCUGCCGCCUCAUCAUACGCCACCCGAUCAUCAACAUCAACAUCAGCAUCAGCAGCAUCAUCAUCAUCAUCAUCAACACCAUCAUCAACAUCAGCAACAUCAUCAUCCGCCCGCACACUCUCAUCCACAUUUGGUAAACGUUUCGCAAACGGCCCAAUCUGUGGAUAGUUCUUGCGAUUCAUCUUCGCCGUCGCCAUCCUCAACAACGGGUGCGCCCGUUAAUCGCAAAUCUACUCCGACUACUUUUGAUCAGAAUGGCUUUGAAAUGCCAAUAGAAAUAAUAUCAAAUUCGCAGAAAUUAAUUGAGAAAUUCGGUUAUCCAUGGGAAAUGAUGCCAUUAAUGUAUGUAAUCCUUAAAGAUACCAGUGGCGAUAUCGAUGAAGCAUCGAAACGCAUUGAAGAGGGACAACAUGUUGUUAACGAAUACUCACGUCAGUACAAUUUGAAUAUGUAUGACGGCUGUGAGUUGCGUUGCGCCACAAGACAGUGUGGUUGAUAAGAAAACCUCAUAUGAGAAUGAAUAUUGAAUCUUCUAUCAACACGGGCAACUAAUUUGAAAGUUUUCCAAUUUUUUUUUUUUUCAUUUUAAUUAACCAAAAAGAAAACAAGGGGGAAAAUGGAAAAUGUUUUCUUUAAUCAAAGUAAAAAUAACAAAAAAUAAAUAAAUAAAUUAAAAAAAAAAAAAAACCUGAAUUGUUGUGAAAUUUGAAUUCGAAUCUCUCUCAAGGUGCUUCUCUUAAUAUUCAAAAAUAAUCGCGUAUCUUAGAAAAAUCUUAGAAAACAAUUAUUAAUAAUUAUUGUUAAUUAUUAUUCGGGCAAAGAAAAAGACAUAAUUUUUUUUUUUUUUUUGUUUUCAAAUACAAAUCAAAAUCAAUGAAAUGCAAAAUAUUUGAAUUUAUUUAAAUCAUCAAUCAACUUACCGUAAGCAUGGAUCAAGCGAUCGAGGGAUCAAGGAGAACAAGGCCAUAUCGUAUCUAAAGUCGUUUUAAUUAACUUAACAACAAUCAACUUUCCAUGAUCCUGAUUUUGACAGAAGGCUAAACGAAUUCAAUCCGUUUUUCUUCAAUCAACUUAUCCACAGAUGUCAUAUAAAAUUUAUUUAAGCGUAUCGCAUGGUAUUGAGAGAGGAAACAAUAUCAGUAUGAAUAUCACGAUCAACAUUACAACUCACUCAGCAAUAUCACAUUUCUUUUUCUUCAAUCAACUUUCCAAGGUCAUCAGGCAGUUACAUAAAAAAUCUUAUUAUCGUUUAAAUAAAUGCAGCAACACAGACACACAAAUACGAAAAGCAAUGCUUACCCUCGCCAGAGAGUUUAUAGCUGUCAACUAUCGCGCGCAUAUACCCGUCUUACCAUAUCGUAACUGUUUGACUCAUUUAAUGUCGAAUCUAUUUACUCUUAUGUAUUUCAUUUUUUUUCUUAUGUAUGUUUACAUUUAUACAACAAAAAAAAAACCAAAAGAUUUCAUUGCGUUAAUUGGUGGCUUUAAGUUAUUUAUCAUAGAUAAUCCGGUAUUCAUUUGUAAUUUUUUUUACUUUUUUUUCAUUUUACCUUUUGUUUUUAUUCUAUACCCACCACCGAGAUAUGUAGGUAUACUAGAUUUGUCUUUUCUUUGGUAACAUUCAUCUAAGAGAACCCUAUCAUAUCAGCCCAAGAUAGCAGAUUGUUGUUGAUAUUGAGACGGAAGAUUAAGCUCAGCAAUUCUGGUCUUAAUUGACGGUCAAACGAUGAGUACGAGUCUGAAAAGCCUAUAAAGGUCUGUAAAUCACAAGUUUUACGAAGACCAUUUCAAAUUUCAUCACAAAUGUGGGUGUGGUUGUUUUGAAAACACACCCUCAAUCAACAGGGAACUGUACUUAACAAUUCAUACCAGAAACUGAUUUAGAAUUUUGUGUACACAAAAGGAGUGAAUUGGGCAAGACGAGUUAGUGGUUUUUUUCUUACAGCUCUAUCAUCUCAAAAGAUGUGAAUCUAUUGAUUUUGUCUUCUCCUUUGAAGUUUCUACAAAUUGUUUCAUUUUAUUGAGAUGUUGUUUACUUAAAUUGCUUCAUAAAAAAGGGCUAUCGCUACAAGUAUUUUCCAUUGUUAGCUAUGAGCUCGCACCCUCUCCCCACCCCGCGCUUCGUACCUCUUUCUCUCAAUAUUUCAUUUGCAAGCCGUCUGCCUUUUGAGUCUACUUAAGAGACGACUUGCAUUUUGCCAUCUUCGUAAGAAAAGAAGUUCUGCUCAGUCAAGCCGUGGACUAACUAUAAAAACAAGCGGUAGUUUCAGAAGACGAUACCCGGUGAAUGUAGCGACUGGCCAAAGACUUCCUAUACAAAACUUUUCGAGCAGAUCUUGCACACGUUUCGGCCCAUAUGGCCGAGCAUUGUCGAACUGCAAAAUAACUAUCCUCUACCUUUGCUCGGAUAAGGGCCCUUUAUGCUUCAACACCUGGCUCAAACGCAUUCAUUGAUGCCCGCAAUAAUUUCUCCUGCGGUAGUGUUGUUCGAUUUGAGUAACAUAAAAGAGAAAGGACAGCCAGCUUAUGUGGAGCAGAAGCUUGAAAUCAUUGGUUGUCGUAAAGAUUGUCGUAAGUCUUUGCAAGAAUAUUGCAUGCUUCAAAUGCAAAAUUUUUCUUAAAUAAACUAAUGCAGUGAAAUUUAAUUCAAUGUCCUAAUAAAAUGUAGUGUAUAGAGAUUUCUGAAAAGCUUAUGGAUUUGCUUCGACUUAGUCAGGUAAUGUAUGCCUCCACUAAGCUGCGGCCGCUCCCUGUCUCUUUCUCUUUUCUUUGGAUUCUUACCCCUCUUGCCAGCAUUAAACUUCAAGCAAAAAACUUGUAAUUGCUUCUCUGCCCUCUACAUAUACAAUCAAAAAAUGAAACACAAAAUUUUAAUCGAAAAUAUUUUUGAUUUUAAUUUAAUCCAUGCCGUGAUGGGCAAAAUCCUGCUAAUCGCGUAGUUUUUGUAAAAUCAAUAAAACCUACAACCGCACUAAAACGAUGCGAGUAAUCAAGUAGUCUUUCAAAGCGUAGAUCCUAUAAUCUUGGUCACUAGUGCUUUUUAUUCCUAUUUCUUUGAUUGAUGGAUUACAGUAAUAGCAAUAACAUCAAUAAUAAUACUAAUAACGUUCCCAUACAGCCAUUUAAAUGUUCAAUGCUACUCUAGUCUACCGAGCCAUGAAAACGCGGAUGGACUUUAAAAAAGCUCGAACUUGUCAUUUUUUCACCCAUUCAGUCGUGAAGCGGUAAUGAGGCUAGACUUUUUGACUUUUCAAUUCCUUUUCUUUUUUUUAUGAAUAUUAGUUUGAGGUGGAGGGUAUCGAAAAUUCGCUUCAGAAGCGAAUAUUUUUUCAUAUUUUACUUUGAAAAUGUCAUUUGGUUAAGAAACCUGCAAAUUAAUUAAUUAAUUAUAAUAGUUCGUAAUUACUUUAAUUGUAAAUUUUGUACUUAAUAGCUAUCUUUAGGCAAAAGAAAAGGACCUGAACAUUUAUUUUGCUGUUUUUUUUUUGGCAUAGAAUUAAGGAAAUAUUUUUUUU
This is a messenger RNA of Glossina fuscipes, 5087 nucleotides long. It is a transcript of the gene dsx, whose product is annotated as protein doublesex. The transcript is spliced from 4 exons. Gene Ontology annotation, cellular component: nucleus. The coding region runs from base 899 to 2068 and encodes 389 amino acids. The record is from RefSeq and is a predicted model, not a curated record. NCBI's taxonomy places the organism in Eukaryota, Metazoa, Arthropoda, Insecta, Diptera, Glossinidae. Gene Ontology annotation, molecular function: DNA-binding transcription factor activity, RNA polymerase II-specific; RNA polymerase II cis-regulatory region sequence-specific DNA binding. Gene Ontology annotation, biological process: sex differentiation; regulation of transcription by RNA polymerase II.